AUGCCCACGCCGCUCAUCAAUUUUAAGGCGGGUCGUUGUGACCUUGAUACCACCACUCACCCAUACAAGGCCGAACCACGACCAGACCUCGGAUACAUUUCCCUCCACUAUGAAGAUGAUCUCGUUCGAUUCUGUUGGCGAGAGCGUGACGCGCCGCUUAGCCAGGCUGAUCUCGAACUUGUAAUGGUGCCUACAGAUGGCACCUUCGUCCCCUACCAGCCCGAUGAAAUCGCUCAUCCGAGAUCAAAGCCAGACGCCCGCAUAUUCGUCCUCAAGUUUGCGUCUUCGUCACAGCGUCACCUCUUUUGGCUCCAGUCAAAACCGCAGGACAGCAGCAACCCCAGCCUCCUGAGCCGUCGCGACCGUGAGAUAGGCGAGAUUGUCAACCGUAUCCUGCAAGGCGAAGACUUCCGUGUCUCUGAAGCGGUCGACCGACUCCGUGCCAUGAACGAGCGACGCGAUGACGAUGAAGACGAAACUAUGGAGGACGCCGAGGGCCAGGGCUCAGGAUCCCGUCAACGUCACGGCAGUGGUGGUGCCGGCGCUGGUGCCACAGGAGGGGAUAUCAGAGAGGAGGGCGAGGAAUCUAGAGAAGGUGGUUCCGACGGUGCGAGAGCAGCCCCAAAUGAUGCAAGAGACGCGAGCGCUGCGGUGCAGAGGUUCUUGAGCUCCAUCUCGAACACCAAGCUCCCAGGCGGCCUGGGUCAAACACAGCGGGGUGGCGAUUUGCCCUACCCCUAUCUCAACCAUCUUCUAUCUACCUCAAUCACGGUUCCCAUGGUGAAUGAAGCGUCGGAGGUCUUCAUCAACACUCUACUUGACCACCUUCCUCCCUCAAUCAUCGUUAUGACUGCAGACGCUACAGAUGGUGACGACAGCACGGCGGAGCCCAGUCCCACGGCUGUUGAGGCGGCUAAGGCGUCGUUAUCUAUUUCCGAGAAGCGAGCAUUGGUAACAACGGUGCUACGGAGCCCCCAAUUUCACCAGGCCCUUGGGACGCUGACAAUGGCUCUGCGAGAUGGUGGAUUACCCACUGUUGCCGGGGCUCUUGGGGUAAAUGUUGAGAAUAAUGGCUACAUUCAGCAGAGCGGCAUGCCAUUGGGCGGCGGCCACGCGGUCAAGGCAUUCGUCGAUGGUAUCACCAAGUCUGCCAAGGAGCAGUCAAAGUGA
Messenger RNA from Cordyceps fumosorosea ARSEF 2679, 1170 nucleotides. RefSeq names its product 26S proteasome complex ubiquitin receptor, subunit Rpn13. Gene Ontology annotation, biological process: ubiquitin-dependent protein catabolic process. Gene Ontology annotation, cellular component: proteasome regulatory particle, lid subcomplex; nucleus; cytoplasm. The record is from RefSeq and is a predicted model, not a curated record. The transcript has 4 exons. NCBI's taxonomy places the organism in Eukaryota, Fungi, Ascomycota, Sordariomycetes, Hypocreales, Cordycipitaceae. Gene Ontology annotation, molecular function: ubiquitin binding; proteasome binding; endopeptidase activator activity. The coding region runs from base 1 to 1170 and encodes 389 amino acids.